Nasonia vitripennis (jewel wasp) is the source of this 1133-nucleotide messenger RNA. RefSeq lists its product as uncharacterized. NCBI's taxonomy places the organism in Eukaryota, Metazoa, Arthropoda, Insecta, Hymenoptera, Pteromalidae. The record is from RefSeq and is a predicted model, not a curated record. The coding region runs from base 87 to 911 and encodes 274 amino acids. The transcript has 5 exons.
GCCAGCGUUACUACGGGUGUAAUUUUAUUUUUUUUAUUUCAUAUUUUAUUUACAAAUUAGAGAGUAAAUAAGAGUCAAAGAAAAUUAUGGACUCUUCUACAAUAUUAAAUAUAUAUAUGACCGAUGAGGCAAUGGAGGAGUUGGAAGAUCGUAAUCCAACCACAAACAUCGUAGGAUAUGUAGACGCAAUUAUGGCUCCUUCUCCAGCUGGCGCAACUAAAGAUAUAUUAUUUAAAUUUAUUCUGUCAAAUGACAGAAAAAGAAUUCCAAUCUUCAUAUGGAAUCCGCUUCUUAUCAAUAAAUAUUAUAAAGAGAUAUGUUCUAGUAGGGUAGUUGAUAUCAAUGGUGGUUUCUGCCGAGCAGUUAAUAGAACCUUGAAAGAUGAUUUGAUUCCAUAUGAAAUAGUAAUAAAAGAAAAUACACAACUUUUUUUGGGAUAUCACUCGUUGUCAGGUGUAAAGACAAAUGAAGUCCAAAAGUCAACUUUUGAUACGAUACACGCCCUUCAGGGAUUAAUCGAAAUUUCUGGUCACAUACGUACCAAAUUUUACUUAAAUCACAACCGAAGUGGACAGAUUUCUUACGGCUUAGGAGCCAUUACAAAUGGGGUUAAGAAAAUAACAAUUCAGGUAAAGCAGUUUGUGGAGAGUCAAUUGGAAUUGGGUGAUUUUGUUACUGUGACAGGAACUGUGCAAGGGCAAGAUGCCGACAAAACUAUGCCGUGUCGAUGCCGUGACAAGAGAGAGAGAGAGAGAGAGAAAAAGCGGUUGUGCGGGAAGUAUAUUAUAACCCUGCCUAAUUUAACGUAUUAUCAGAGAUUAAAGCCAUCCAUAGAACAGCUGGGAAAGCAGUGUCCUUGCAACACAAUGCGAGUGCCACGUGUUACAACAGCAAGACAGUGCAACCGGUAGUGCAAGUGCUACUAUUAAGUUCGGCGACGCAAGGAGAGGUCCGGAACGUUGCCGCUUAAAACGCCUAUCUGUGCACAUUCGUCUCAUUUUCGACAAGUUUUGUCAAACUUUGGGCAAACUUUCGCCAAACUUUGGCCGUAUUUAUUUAACGAGGAUAGCGUCUAGGUGUACAGGGUGGCGAAGUCUAGAUGGUGCGCAAUAUGAAAUAUUAAAAAAACUUCA